AUGAAGGUGGAUUUUAGUGCAGAUGCGCCAUUCAGCAUAAAAGAAGAUAUUGAUGCACUCUCUCACGCCUAUUCCUAUAUAACUUGGAAAUAUGGUGGGUAUCUGCUUAUUGCGAUAAUUGCAUUCAUUGCGCUGUAUGCGUAUCAUUACACGCAUCCUCCAAAGCAAGAUCCAGCUCUAACCGAGGAAAUCCGCCUGGCAAAUGAGGAGCGGAUGAAGCGAGUACGUCGUAUGCAAGUGGGAGAUUCUUUAGAGGAUAAGGUUCGUCGACGAAAGCAAGAGAUUGCAGAGAAAGCCUCCAACUAAGUGUACAAUGA
Messenger RNA from Blastocystis hominis, 317 nucleotides. RefSeq lists its product as hypothetical. The transcript has 4 exons. The record is from RefSeq and is a predicted model, not a curated record. Lineage: Eukaryota; Bigyra; Opalinata; Blastocystidae. The coding region runs from base 1 to 306 and encodes 101 amino acids.